This is a messenger RNA of Aspergillus lentulus, 219 nucleotides long. NCBI's taxonomy places the organism in Eukaryota, Fungi, Ascomycota, Eurotiomycetes, Eurotiales, Aspergillaceae. The record is from RefSeq and is a predicted model, not a curated record.
AUGGUUGGGGAGACAAAUGUCCCUACCAAUGACGAUCCCGCCUACCGUCUCCUGACCCUGCAAAUCAAACUUCCUUCAAGGGAGCAUAUCCUGAGUAUAUCCGACAGUGAUAGCUGGCUAGAGGCAAAUGCGUUCACAUGGGUCUUUGACGCAACCCACAAGCUGGCGCAAACCCCGACGGCGGACCACCUCCAGAUGAUCUUUUCGCGGGGAUUAUGA